Molecule: messenger RNA, 1755 nt
Organism: Penicillium malachiteum
Lineage: Eukaryota; Fungi; Ascomycota; Eurotiomycetes; Eurotiales; Aspergillaceae
Product: Zn(II)2Cys6 transcription factor domain-containing protein
Exons: 5
Coding region: 1-1755 (584 amino acids)
Biological process (GO): positive regulation of transcription by RNA polymerase II
Cellular component (GO): nucleus
Molecular function (GO): transcription cis-regulatory region binding; zinc ion binding; DNA-binding transcription factor activity, RNA polymerase II-specific
Source: RefSeq, a predicted model, not a curated record
AUGGAUUCACGAAUAUCCCCCAAACGGUUACGCGUACGAAAGUCCCGCGGUCGCGGUCUGCGGACAACAAAUGGCUGCAAACAAUGCAGGAGACGUCACUUGAAAUGUGACGAAGUCAAGCCCAUUUGCAGUGCCUGCGCCAAAAAAGAAUAUGCUUGUGAGUUUUCUACACCUCAAAGCCGUCGCAACCUCUGGAGUCCGCUCUCAAACCAGCCGAUUUUAGCGGCUUCACCCCGAACACCAGUGGAGCAGACCCUUUCUGCGCUGGAGACUAGUGAGAACUCACCGACUACUCAUCAUACAAACCAAUCAAUAAUUGUGUCUAAUGACACCACUGAAAUCGCUUGGCCUGAUUAUGAGGUGGCCGGUGACCUCUCUCCAUCUGGUCAAGGCGAGCAGCUAAUAGAAACACAACCCGUUUCGAACCAUAGUCCGAUCGCUUGGCAACAUGCCUUCUUAUCACCUUCGAAUGCAUCAAAUGCGGCGUUGAGAUGGUUUGGGCUUCUAGCAAAUGAUGCCGCUAGAGAAAAUGUGCAGGAAUCCACUGUUCAGAACUCUUGGGCGAACGAAAACCUCUCUUUGGACCACACUGGUUCUGACGGUCGGAGAUCACUGACUUCGCUACAACAGGCGACUCGAGUGUUGGACAGUCCUUCAAGUUAUGCGGGCCGUGAGCUCACCCAAGUGGAAGCUGCAGGGAACAGCAGCCUAGGAGAGGAGCGGAUCUGGCAAUCAUAUGAGCCAAUUCGACUUGAGCAAUCCGAAAAGAAAUUAUUGGAACACUUUGUCAAUAGUGUCAGCCCCUGGAUUGAUCUCUUUGACCCUACAACUCAAUUUUCUACGCUCGUUGCGCACUUAGCGAUACACAAUGCUGGCCUUUUGAAUGCUAUACUGGCUCUUUCGUGUCGGCAUCUGGCGUUGAACCCAAAGCUUGGUAAAAGUAAUACGCCUAUAAAAGAGGAAGAAGCUCUGCAAUAUUAUUACCAAACGCUGCACUAUGUCCAGAAAGCCAUGAAGUACUCUGGCUAUCAAACAAGUCUAGAGCUUCUCUCAACCACACUAAUCAUCUCUGCGUACGAGAUGCUCGACAACUCUUCCAAAGAUUGGGAGAGACAUCUAGAAGGUGUAUUCCUCAUACAGAGAUCUCAGACUAUCCACGGCGAGUCUGGAGGGUUACAUUCGGCGGUUUGGUGGGCAUGGUUGUGCCAGGACAUCUGGGCUGCCUUUCGCGAGAAGCGCAAGACUCUUACAUUUUGGGUUCCGCAGAAACCUCUCUCUGUAUUGUCACCACAUGAACUUGCCGCUCGCUCAAUCUUCACCGCUGCAAAAGUGAUCAGUUAUUGCGCUGAUGCCACAGAUCAAGCAAACAUGGGACACCAAUUUGACGAGGCAGUCUGCCUUCAUCAGAUGUUAGAUGACUGGCAAAAACAUCUGAGGAUUCAAUUUUCACCCUUGCCAUGCAAUGAUCACAUCAAGUCAUAUUUUCCGCCAAUCUGGAUCCGACCAUCCGCAUUUACCGUGGCGGUACAAUUCUACAACGUAUCAAAGAUUCUACUACUCGCGCACAAACCCAAGUUGGGCGGUCUAGAGGAGUACCUUGAGAGACAAAGCGUCAUCAAGAACCACGUUGAAAACAUUUGCGGUAUUGCGCUGACGCUUGAGGAUAAUCCAUCUGGUAUCAUAUCAUCUCAAGCUUUGUAUAUCGGUGAGUUCUUCAAUACACAAUAUGUGAGGAGCGCGGCUCACAACAGAUAG